Messenger RNA from Strongyloides ratti, 660 nucleotides. RefSeq lists its product as hypothetical. The coding region runs from base 1 to 660 and encodes 219 amino acids. NCBI's taxonomy places the organism in Eukaryota, Metazoa, Nematoda, Chromadorea, Rhabditida, Strongyloididae. The record is from RefSeq and is a predicted model, not a curated record. The transcript has 2 exons.
AUGAAUAUUCCUACAAAAGAUAAAAAUAUAAUUGAAUCAAGAUAUCAAUAUAAUGUUGGUCCUUCAAAUUCUCAAUUAUUUAGAACAUCUAGACGAUCAAUUGAUGUUUCAACUAUAGAUGAAGAAAGAAGGAAGAAAAUUGAGGAGAAAAUUUCUGUUGAUAUGAUGAGACGUUUAACUCCAUUUGAUAAUAGAGAAUUAGUUGAUUUUGUUGGAUGGUUAAAUACAAAAGAUCAUACACCUAAAACUACCAUUUUUCGUACUGAUAGAGGAAAUUCAAUUCCAGAAGAAAGAUUAUUAACAAGAAAUAAUGAAUAUUAUUAUCCAUUAAAUCAUCAAUCAUUAUCAAAUAAAAGUUCUCAUUCUUCUAUAGAUAAUAGUAGUGGUAUAGUGUCAUUAACAAAAGGAAAAGGAUCAGGAGAUAGUAGAAAAAAUUCUCAAAAUUUUUCAUCUUUUGAAAAAAAAAAAUUUAGAGCAUCAUCAAUUACAGGCGGAAGAAGUACAAAUAAUAAUUAUGCAAUGAUUUCAAAAAAAAAUAGUCUGCAAAAUAAUAAUAAUUCUAUGGAUGGAAUGAAAGAUAGAAGAAAAUCAUUGGCUAAUUUCAGAUCAAAAUCAACAAAUAGAAGAGUUUCUGAUGCUCCAGUACGUAAUCUUUUGUAA